GGGGUUGCUAUUAGACCCUGGGGAAUUAAGGUCAAGGUCACCUGAUUACUAAAAAUCAAAAAUGGUUUCAGGACAAUGACAAGUGUUUGGAAUGAGACAUUGAAUUAAAUUUAAUAUAUAGCAAGCUACUUAGAAGACCACUGGUGUGGUUGCUUGGACUCCCUCAGGUCAAGGUCACUGUCUAUGAAAAAAUAAAAAUUGUUUUCAGACAAUAACUUGAGUAAGCAAUGAUAUAUUGUAAUCAAACUUGGUAUAAAUCAUGCUUAUUAGAAGACCCAGGUUGGUAUUGGGGUUUUGACUCCUCCGGUUAUGGUCAAAGACACCAUUAACAUAAGUACAAAAAUGUUUUCGGGACUGUUACUACAGGACAGAUACUAGAGAUAGGAAUGAAGUAUUGUGAUCAAACUUUGUAUACAGCAAGCUGAUAAGUUGACCCCAGUUGGGAUUGCUUUGGACCCCAUGUGCUCAAGGACGAGGUCACUGUAACUAGAAAUAGAAAACAAUGAGUAAAUUGGUUUCUGGAAAAUUGUAAAAAUGUUUGACAAAUGAAACAUCAUACAUUAUAGUUAAAGUUCAAAUUUUGUUUCAGGCCAGACUUCAGACCUCUUUUCUUUCAAAAAUGAGAAAUCUUCUGAAUGGGAUAGAUGCAUCACAAGAGGAAGUGAGACAGCUGCAAAAAAUUUAAUUGAUAGAGAAAUGUUACCAUCUCAAAGAGAGUUGCACAAGGCUUGUCGUGUAUUUGGAGUAGAUUCACACAUACUUUCUAAAAUGUGCUCUAUGAUUAGCAAACAUAUCAGAAAAAAAUCAGAAAAUGUAAUUGAUGUAUUGCCAUCCUAUCAAAGUGAUCAUGUAUUUUCCAGUAGCUAUGUGUCUAUUGUUUUUGUAGUAGUGGUUAAGAAAAAUUCCAGAUAUUUGGUAUCCAAAGAUAAUUAUGAAUGCUACAUUAAGGGUGAAAAUGACUACAGUUCUGAAGGAGAAAUUGUAGCUGUUAAAGAAAUGGAAUCUGACAUUCAAUUUUCUGAUGCCGUUCUGGAAAAUAUUAGAAAAUGUGUAAACAAGAAUGCUGAUGAUCUUCUUCAAAAACAUAGUAAUCUAAAUGUGAUUUUGCCAAGUUUGAUGAAAUCAGUAGGUUAUACGUCAGGCAAACAUGACAUUAAGAUUAAACCUUGCAUAGCUCUCUAUGUUUCAGUAAAGGGAUAUAUACCUCUGAAUGAGACACCAUUUGAAAAGGAAAUUGAUGGAUUCCAAACAGAUGUUUUGGAGGGAGAAUUUGAACCAUUUAUUGGAGGACCAAAUCAAUACCACGAACAUCUUAAGAUGGGUGUUGCAAUACAUGCCAAUGUUUCGAUCGGAGGUAAAAUCUCAGGGGGGACUCUUGGAGGAUUUAUAAACCAUUCAGUGCAUGGAUUAUGUGGAAUAACAAGUGCACAUGUUGUAUAUGAUAGUGCUGAAUUAGCAAGGGUGAAAAAUGCUAAAGAAUUAAGUUUAAUAAAGACGGUUUAUCAGCCUAUAAAUGAAUGCAUGUCAGCGUUUGGUGAAGUUGUUCUGGCUAUUUACAAUGAAGGAAGUGAGUCUGAAUCUGGAAUGGAAGUUGCUCUUAUACGCAUAAAAGAUAGGCAACCGAAGGAUGGAAGUUUUCCUGAAGCAUUCAAUAAUUUGGAAGCAGGGUUUGACUCAAGCAAUCAAUUGUGCUUUAACUCUGGUGAAGUGCGUGAAAUAUCAAACCUAAAGCGAAGGACUGAGGUUUACAAAUUUGGCAUGAGCUCCGGGAUAACAAGAGGAAGUUUUGCAUUGUACGGAGGAAUAGUACGUAAAGAUAUGUUAGGACAAUGUAAUGGUUUUGGAUAUAAUCUAAAAAAAUCAAAUGAAAAUUAUUCAAAUUGGAGAGAACCCCUUUUGCAGAACAAGGAGAUUCUGGUGCAUUAGUUUUGAUAGAAGGAACACAUGAUUCAGCUGCUAUUGGCAUUGUGGAAGGUGGUAUGAAGGGUUGUGUGUUUGUCACCCCGAUUUGUGAUAUUUUAAGAGCUGUCGGUUGUACGGAUGGGAAAAUGUGCCAAUUUACCUCGGGAUGUAAUGCAGUUUUGACUGAUUCAGGAGUUGAAAUGGAUGUCUCUUAAAUACUUAAACAGACAUGAAAAAAGAAAAUGCACUAAAAUUGUAAUGAAAUUU
This is a messenger RNA of Ruditapes philippinarum (Manila clam), 2169 nucleotides long. RefSeq lists its product as uncharacterized. The coding region runs from base 697 to 1926 and encodes 409 amino acids. The transcript is spliced from 2 exons. The record is from RefSeq and is a predicted model, not a curated record. NCBI's taxonomy places the organism in Eukaryota, Metazoa, Mollusca, Bivalvia, Venerida, Veneridae.